Messenger RNA from Cydia amplana, 660 nucleotides. It is a transcript of the gene Obp73a, whose product is annotated as general odorant-binding protein 70. The record is from RefSeq and is a predicted model, not a curated record. Gene Ontology annotation, molecular function: odorant binding. Bases 59 to 613 code for a protein of 184 amino acids. NCBI's taxonomy places the organism in Eukaryota, Metazoa, Arthropoda, Insecta, Lepidoptera, Tortricidae. The transcript is spliced from 6 exons.
GAGAUUGCACUAAAAGAGUGUAGUUUUUUUUAUUUGUUGUGUGUGCAGUGCAUUUAACAUGGUUAGAAAAAUCAGUGCACUCGUCUGCUGCCUCUGCGUGUUUGGAAUAUCGCUUAGUGAUAGCGCGAUUUCGGCUGAAAGUGAAACGAGAUGUAGGAACCCGCCGACAGCGCCGCAGAAGAUCGAGCGAGUCAUCACGUUGUGCCAAGAUGAGAUCAAACUCUCCAUUCUCAGAGAGGCACUGGACGUGAUAAAGGAAGAGCACACGAUGCCGACGCAGAAGCGACGCAACAAGCGCGACGUACCCUUCACGCACGACGAGAAGCGCAUCGCCGGGUGCCUUCUACAAUGCGUGUACCGGAAGGUGAAAGCUGUGGACGGCUACGGAUUCCCGACGCUAGAGGGCCUCGUAGGCCUGUACUCGGAUGGCGUGAACGAGCGCGGGUACUUCAUGGCGGUGCUCGAGGCCUCCAGGGAGUGCCUCAUGAAGAACCACGAUAAGUUCUCCAGGACAGUGCCCAUGGACAAUGGGCGUAACUGUGACGUAUCGUUCGACAUCUUCGAGUGCAUAUCGGACCGCAUCGGCGACUACUGCGGAAACUCCGGGCUCUGAACCAAGACGAACGAAAUCUUAUCCUAAAGCUUUAUUUUAGUGUUACG